This is a messenger RNA of Pochonia chlamydosporia 170, 1236 nucleotides long. RefSeq names its product geranylgeranyl transferase type I beta subunit. The coding region runs from base 1 to 1236 and encodes 411 amino acids. Gene Ontology annotation, molecular function: CAAX-protein geranylgeranyltransferase activity. The record is from RefSeq and is a predicted model, not a curated record. NCBI's taxonomy places the organism in Eukaryota, Fungi, Ascomycota, Sordariomycetes, Hypocreales, Clavicipitaceae. The transcript has 4 exons. Gene Ontology annotation, biological process: protein geranylgeranylation. Gene Ontology annotation, cellular component: CAAX-protein geranylgeranyltransferase complex.
AUGGCGUCUCUGGAAAAAUCGCGACAUAUUAAAUAUUGGCAACGCUGCUUCACCAACUAUCUUCCAUCUGCAUACACAGGCAACGACUCUACCCGCUUGACAUUCGCAUUCUUCAUUGUUUCAGCCCUCGACUUACUCUCUGUGCCGCUGACACCCAAGGAGCGCUCAUCUAUCCGCUCCUGGGUUUUGAGUCUACAACAUCCCGAUGGCGGCUUCUGCGGAAGCUCUUCCCACGUCUUGUCAGGACAGGACGCAGCCAAGGGGUCAGCAAAUCUCGCUGCUACGUUUUUCGCAUUACUCGUAUUGGGUCUUGCAGCUGGGACUGAUGAGGAAGCUGCCGCGGCAUUUGCAGGCGUAGAACGCCGAAAGCUGCUUCGAUGGGUGAAGAAGUUGCAGAGACCUGAUGGGAGCUUCGGUCAGGUGUUAUGGGAGGGAGAGGCUGUGGGUGGACAUGAUACGCGGCAUGGUUAUCUGGCGAGCAGCAUUCGGUGGAUGCUACAAGGGGAAGGGGAUGGGGAGGAUGAUUUUGAUGCUGAGUCAUUGAUUGAUCAUAUACGACAUACACAGACGUAUGAUGGGGGCGCAGCAGAAAUAUCGGACCACGAGUCUCACGCUGGCUACGCCUACUGCGCCAUUGCUGCAUUAUACAUGCUAGACCGACCAUCGUCAGCAUCGGCGGCAGCUCAUAAAAGUGAAGCAGUUGCUAAGGGCGUGCCAGAUCGCGAUGCUUUAGUACGAUUUCUAGUUUACAGACAGUUCCAUUACCUCGCUAAAGCAGAAGAAGAUGACAGUGAGGAAGACGGCGAGAAUUAUAUACAGGCCAAACUUGGCGAUUUAAGUAUAGGAGACGAGUGUGUUCACGUCGGGUAUAAUGGGCGAUGGAAUAAGAAGGCUGAUACGUGUUAUUGCUGGUGGGUUGCUGGAACACUUACGAUGGUGGAUAGCUUUGAUGCUAUCAAUAUACCACCCUCCAGGCGGUAUCUCCUGGAUAUAACUCAGCAUCAAAUAGGCGGCUUUUCGAAAUACGCCGGCGGACCGCCUGAUUUGUAUCAUUCGUAUCUGGGGUUGGCGGCCCUGGCACUCUUGGGUGAUGCUGACUUGAAGGAGUUUGAUGCUGGGUUGUGUUGCAGCAAGGAGACGGCGCGGAAAAUAGAAUUAGCACGGGGUGGGUUACUGAGAAGCCAGGACGGGUUUGACGGAGAUGGAUUCUGGGAGAGUAUUCAAAAUGGGAGUUAA